CCAAUCUCAUUUUGUGUAUUAAUUGUUAUUUAUAGUUUAUAAAUGAGUAUUUUAGAUUUCUCCUUAAGUAAUCAUUAACAAAAAAGACAGCCCUUUUUACUACGUCUUCCUCAUCCUAUUUAAGUGUCUGUGAGUGUAAAUUGCAAACUAGAAACCCCAGGAAUCAAAAGGGUGAAGUCAAAGUAUAGGAUAAAGAAAAUUUUUAAAAUUCGAUCUGAACUAGGUUUGUGCUGUAAGUAUGGUUAGUGGGAAGAAUAGCUCAGGGUACUGUGUGGAGAGGGAGAUUCUGGAUGAAGAGAGGCUGGAGGAGAUGGCUAGGAGACUGGACCCCUCACACACCCACAUUCCUUUCUCUCAUCACCUGAAAAACUCACUCAGGUGUUCUAUUCCCAGACUGAAGCAUAGAGUGGCAGGCUGUUUACCCGUGCUUUACUGGUUACCGCGUUAUUCCAUCUGGGACUAUGGCAUGCCAGACCUCAUCUCUGGCAUCAGUGUGGGCAUCAUGCACUUGCCACAAGGAAUGGCCUACGCAUUGCUGGCGUCACUGCCACCCGUGUUUGGACUGUACAGCUCUUUUUAUCCUGCACUCGUUUAUUUCUUCUUUGGGUCCUCCAGACACAUUUCUGUAGGCACGUUUACGAUUCUCAGUGUUAUGGUGGGCAGUGUUACGGAGCGAUUGGCCCCUGAUGCCAAUUUUCUCAUCCUCAAUGGCACUAAUGUGACGGAGGAGGUGAACGUCACUGCUAGAGAUCUUUAUAGGGUACAAGUUGCUGCAGCCACUACGGUAUUAGGAGGACUAAUUCAGGUGAUUCUGGGUUUGGCGCAGUUUGGGUUUGUGGGCACGUAUCUCUCGGAGCCAUUAGUGAGAGCGUACACCACAGCGGCUGCCGCUCACGCAGUAGUGGCUCAGUUGAAGUACAUAUUGGGAGUGUCUCCAACACGAUUCAGUGGGCCGUUCUCACUGGUGUAUACACUAGUAGACAUGUGUGUGCAGCUGCCCAAUACUCAUCUGCCCACUCUGCUCGUCAGCAUUGUAUCCAUCAUAGUCCUCUUCAUUGCCAAGGAGCUGAACAAUAGAUACCGAGAGAAACUGCCAGUGCCAAUACCAGUGGAACUCAUUAUUAUUGUGGCAGGUACACUGACAUCAUUCCACACUCAUCUAAAUGAGACAUAUGAAAUUUCAGUAGUCGGAGAUAUCCCAAGUGGGCUUCAGCCUCCCACGAUGCCAAACCCCAGUAUCUUUUCUGAAGUGAUAGUGGAUGCCUUUGCCCUGGCUAUUGUGGGAUAUGCCAUUUCCAUCUCUUUAGGCAAAACUUUUGCUCUUAAGCAUGGCUACAAAGUGUGCAGCAAUCAGGAGUUGGUGGCUUUAGGUCUCAGUAAUACAGUUGGAGGUAUUUUCCAGUGUUUCUCUGUCUGUGCUUCUAUGUCUCGGAGUCUAAUACAGGAGACCACUGGUGGCAGAACACAGAUGGCAGGUGUAGCUGCAGCUGUGAUAGUGCUGGUGACAACGUUGAAGUUAGGAACUCUGUUUCAGCAGUUGCCCAAGGCAGUGCUGGCUGCCAUUGUGUUUGUGAAUCUGAAAGGCAUGUUCAAGCAGUAUACCGACAUUGUGACACUGUGGCAGAGAAGUAAGAUUGAUCUGUUGGUGUGGUUGGUGACAUGGGUGUCCACUGUUCUCUUUAAUAUGGAUAUGGGUUUGGCAGCCUCUAUUGGUUUUGCCCUGCUUACUGUUAUCUUCAGAACACAAAGGCCCCGGUACUCUGUCUUGGGCCACCUUCCUGGUACUGAGCUUUAUUUGGACAUGGACACACACCAAAAGGUAAGGGAGGUACCAGGCAUCACCAUAUUCCACUCUUCAGCCACCAUAUACUUUGCUAAUGCUGAACUCUAUCUGGAAGCCCUCAAACAAAAGAGUGGCUUGGACAUUACUAAGAUGAUCACGUAUAAGCGCAGACAGGAGGAGAAGCAGAGACGAAGAGAGAGGAGGGCAGAAAGAAGGGCAAAGAGAGCAGCCAAAAGACAGAAACAAGUUCUCAGAGCAGCCUCUCAGCGUGCCAAAGGGUGCGUCUUCUCGAUUGAAGACGAGGCAGGACAUUAUAAAGAAAUAUGUGGCGAUAUACCAGAAGAGGAGUGGAGGGACCGAGAAAAUGGCACAGUGUUUGUCAUGCCUGAGACCCCACAUAACAGUUGGGUGUACCUGAAGGGUACUGAUCCUGACACCACCACGCUAGGGUCCAUGUCAGAUCUGCAGGAUGGGGACAUCACAACACUGGAGUCCAGCAGUGAGGACACACUCAGCAGGGAUCUGGAAAGAGUUUCCCUAGGCUCACUGGGAAAAUGGACCUGGGAUAUCCAUUCCAUCAUCCUAGACCUUUCACCAGCCAACUUCAUUGACACUGUGGCCAUCAAGACCCUGAGAAAUAUAUUCCAUGACUUUGGAGAAAUUGAUGUCUAUAUCUGCAUUGCAGGCUGUCAAGUUCUAGUGGUGGAGCAGCUGGAGCAAGGUGGCUUUUUUAGUGACAUUUCCAAAGAACAUCUCUUUACUACAGUACAUGAUGCAGUACUGUACUGCCUCAAGCACCAUGGUGCAGCAACUCUGCCAAGCUACGAAACACCAGUGUGUAUGAGCAACACCAGACUCUGAGACAUUAACUACAGUGAAGUACAUCUGCAGCAAUCUGUUUCUCUCUCUCUCUCUCUCUCUCUCUCUCUCACACUCACACUCACACACACACACACACACACAAACAAUGAUGUGGUGCUACCACUGUGAACUGUAUAAAUGUGAGUUUCUCUGCCUAGUAUAAAAUGACACUUCCUUUAGUGAAGUACAGACACCAUAAACAGGGCUGGUCCCUGUGUUUUGAGAAUGAUACAUUCUGUUUAUUAUGUAUUAUCUGUUCAUAGGAAAUUUUAUGGCAUGUUAGUCAAAAUAAUGCAUAAUAUUGACUUAAAUUAUUAAAAAGGCACAUACAUGUUUUUUUAAAAUCUGUAUUUAACUUUAUUAUUUUAAAAAUGAACAUUUAAUAUCUUUAAAGAAAAUGACAGACUGCUAACAUUUUUGUGACUUCUGAAAACAUUGCAACAAUGUUACAGUUACAAUAAAUAGCAUCAUAAAUGAAUAAAGAUGGUCUUCUUAUGGAUGCAGGUGAAAUAAAAUAGAAUAUUGAUUAAAUAAAUAGUAAUAAAUAAUCACAACCCCUGUACAGAGUAUGAGUUUGUUCAAUCAUCAGUUUAGACAUGCUUUGAUGGAACAGAUGUAAGAGACAGAUCAUGUCAGUUGAGAUGUGGUGUUUGUGGUAACAAGUUUAAACUGAUUGACUGACUCAUGAGCACAACAUAAAACUAUAGCCAACUGAGGCUAUUGACAUCUGG
Messenger RNA from Ictalurus punctatus (channel catfish), 3375 nucleotides. RefSeq names its product solute carrier family 26 member 6, like (gene slc26a6l1). The transcript is spliced from 19 exons. Gene Ontology annotation, biological process: transmembrane transport. The coding region runs from base 239 to 2644 and encodes 801 amino acids. Lineage: Eukaryota; Metazoa; Chordata; Actinopteri; Siluriformes; Ictaluridae. The record is from RefSeq and is a predicted model, not a curated record. Gene Ontology annotation, molecular function: oxalate transmembrane transporter activity; secondary active sulfate transmembrane transporter activity; bicarbonate transmembrane transporter activity. Gene Ontology annotation, cellular component: membrane.